CCCAUCAUCACAGAGUAAAAUCUUGGUUAAAAUGCUUGAGGGAGAUUGCAGACAUAGCCCAGGAAACAUCCCUAGUCAUUGGAUGACUUUUAUAGUUUAAUUCAUUCCAGUGCUGUUUUCGGAUUGUUUACCUCCUUAUACUUGAGAUGAAAUGCGGUAUCUGAUUCUACACUACUACACUGUCAGCUGCGAUGGCUUCAACUGGACGUUACAAACUCGACAACGGAGAAACUUACCUUAAAGAUUGUUUUCCCGUCAGAUCAUUCUUUCAGCAAAGCAAGGAAGGAGCUGGACACUGGCUUGUCGCUCACAGAAAUGCCGUGGAACAGAAGUACCGAAGAUUUAACAAAACCGAAGAAGACUCAGUGGUAUCUGGUUGCACGAAACGUCACGAUUCUGGCAAAACAGACACCGGCAGGAAUAUCUUGGAUGGAUCUUUAUUGAUGGCAUUACAUCGUGUGGACAAACCGUCAGACUUGUGCAAUGUUGACAUUAGUGACCAGAAUCUGCACUCGGUCAAGACAGAGGACUUUGAAGAAUUUGACAAUGUUGUUUACAUCAAUGCUUCUGAAAAUCAUUUAACUCUAGAGCCUUUCAGCAAAUUCUGCACCUUAAAGCAGCUGGAGCUGUCGCUGAAUGGCCUCCACAACCUUAAAGUGAAUGCCAGGGAUUUCCCUCAUCUGGAGAUUCUGGACCUGUCCUACAACAACCUGUCUAGUGAUGAUAUCCAGUCUAUUGGUCUGCUUCCCUGUCUAAAAGUCCUUCAUCUCUCAGGAAAUGAACUGCGGGCACUACCGGACUGCAUGGCUGCUCCACACUAUGACCCUGCUCAGAUGACAUCGGAUCAAGAUGUGCGAUUUCGUAAACUUGAGGUCUUGAUGCUAGAUGACAAUAAAUUAUGUUCCCCAGGAGUCUUCCACAGCCUUGCAAGUCUGAGAAGACUACAGCAUUUAAACCUCGAGGGAAACUACAUCACAGAGGUACCCUACCUGCCACAGAUGGAAGAUUUACUGGACCUGCAACGCUGCAGCAGGCAACAGAGUGAAGACCUGGGACAUGGGAAAGCGCUUGUCUCAGCCUCAGAAAGACUAGUGGCCAAUGAAAAAUCUGUGGAUAGACCUGGUUCGGAACAAAGUCAGCAGGAAGAUGGUGUCCAUCCGAAGACAUAUUCUCCUCUCCAAACACCCCUUCUCCCUGAGGCUAAGAGGGAAUUUACGGGGGAAUUACACUUGCCUCUUCCAGAACUGAAAUUCCUAAAUCUGGCAAACAACAGGAUUGCGGUAGAAGAGGCGCUGUUGGCUGUGGCUCUGUUUCCCUCCCUCAGUGAGCUUGUGAUUCACUCAAACCCACUCGCCACACAGCGAAGCGGGGACCCACCCAUGCUGACCCACUUUCUCCAAGAAAGGUUGGGCAUUGAAAUAAGACGCAAAAAGACAACACAAUUGGUGAAGCCCCGCAUUGUAAUUCCACUUGACCCAAAACGAAAGGUGAACACAAAAAUUCGAAAGGUCCCAAAAUUACCUUUGCAGUUAGAGACUGAUGGAAGCUCUUUUCUUAAUGGCCACGGUUACGUUAUGGAGAGCAAUUCUAAAGAGUUGCCGAAGAAUUUAAUUCCCACAGAGUGUAAAAGUGUGCCUUCAGACUGCUCCUCUCAAAUGAGCACUCAAGUAGCUGAGGAAACACAGACCCCAACACCUGAUGAUGGGCUGAAGGCUGUAGAGGGGAGCACCAAAGACAUACCAGGAGCUCACAGCCAGGACGGAGAUACCUUCUUUAUAACACAGGUGAAUGAUCCGGACAAACCAAAAUGGCAAGUGAAAUCAGCGGAUCUAGAACUUGAAAGUGAAGAACAAAGAGAAGGCUCAGUUCCGAAAAAAUUCAGAGGCUAUGAGAUACUGCUGGACGCUAAAACAGAUCCUUACAUGUUUGAACCUGUUGGAAUCCAGCACACUGUGCGCGCUCUAGAACUUGCUCUCAAGAACCUCCUUGUUUACAGAGAUUCAAAGGCUAUUCUUGAAAGUCCUCAGAAAUCCUACACAGUAAAGGAGAAAAGGGUCACUAAGCUACCAUCAGCAAAACCAAGGAAGCUGAAAGGAGAGAGGGUUGAAGAUGCCCUGACCCAAAUGAGGGACAAAAAAACAAUAAAGCAAGUUCCCUUAGACAAAGUUCUUAAAGGCAAGGAUGUCUACAAGGAGGAAUAUGAAGAGGCUUUGACUUUGCUGAGGGACAUGAAGAAGAAGUAUCAGGUUGUUCACAUGAAAGCAGUGGAGGGAGCAGCCCAGGUGGAGCAUGAGAAACACAUGAACCCCCAUGGCAACAAAGCAAACCUGGAAUGAUGGACGACUAGUUUGGACCUCACGUUUCUUUACCCAAGCACCCACACUUUGGAAAUUCUGUUUUGUAGAGAAGAGCUUAACUGAGAUAUUGGCCUCAAAACAGUGGCUCUCAAAUUUCAAACAAAUACACCAUUUCCUAAAACAAACGCUUUGCAAUACAAUAAAAAUAUUAUGCUUUGAAAUAAAUUUCUACAAGUUUAACUUUAAUUAUAUAAUUUUCUGGAAUCAAACAAAACAUAUUACCUGCAGAUCACUAUGGUGAUUAUAGCUAUUUGGUGAGUUCUGUACAAAUGACCACAGGUUUCUGUUACUAGGUAUACUUGAUUCAAAUAAGCCUAUAGUGUACAUAUUAGAAAAUGUGCAAAAAUAAAAAAAAGUGGAAGACAACAGUUGCAGUCUAAAGCUGUACAAAACCAUUUAGUUUUACCUCUCCCUCAAAGACCGUACAGAAAAAUCCAAAUACAAAACAACUUUAUGGAAAAGCAUUCUUCUGCCUGAACAGUUUAUGAGUUGAUGCUGUUAUUGUACCCAACUGCCUCCUUACAUAUACAUAUAACCUUUGGCCAAACAGUGUAGCAUUAAGUUCAACCCCCCAAAAUGCAAGUUAUCUGAGUUUAUUCUAUGACGAUGUAUUCUGUGCUUUUGGAAUUCAUUUCCUAAGUACACAGGGAAUGGAAUCUGUUGAAUCAUAUACUGAUUAUACAUUUGGGACUUAUCACCUACAGCAGAGAUUGUGCCACAGUGUGAUCCUAUCAAAGAGCUUUGGUUACUGUGAUACACAAUUCAGGGCCUCAGGAACAUAAAUUCAGCAGUAAUUACUGCAGCUGCUGAGAAGUGACAGUGUUAAGAUGACAAUGGUAAUUUGCAGGCCAAGAGGGAGUAAAAACCAGGUAUCACCCAGCCCUUAAGGACUUGAUUUAUACUGCCAUGCUCUGACAAGCACAAGUUCCUUAAAAUCUGUGCAUCAAAAGUACCCUGAAAAGAAAAUUGAUGUCAGCAAUAAUUAGGUUGCAUUUCUAAAUAAAACUUUCUACAAGUUUGCAACCCAGCAACCCAACCAAAAUCUGAAAUGACAAAAGCAAGUACAGAAACACACAGAAAGGCAACCAUUUGGCACCAAUGAAACAGCUUUUCCCUCUAUGGUUAAAUACAUAUUUAAAUCUAUGUAUUGUGUGUAUGUGUACAUAGAAAUGUAUAUAUGCCUUUGCAUACAGCACAUAUACUUUCAGUUAUUUGACAAAAGUGCUGUAUUGAUAGAUAUCUGACAUUCAUAAAGCUUUUUAACAAAUACAUUUAACAAAACUAUUUUACAAACACAAAAAUUCUUAAUAAAUGUGCGACAAAUAUAUUUCUAAAAUGAAAUAUAUAGCCCUUUAUAAUGCUGUUACGCAACCAAAACCUAUUAUCUUCAAUAAUACAAAUAUGAGCAGCAGAAAAAAAUCCAAAAACACUUCCAAAAACUAAUUAUCAAUAGCUUAAAGAUUAUUUCCAAAGGAGAAACAAAAUCUCUCGGAAACGAAACUAUUACAUCUUUCCCAGCUGAUGGCAGAGAACGCGAGAACCGUGAGAGAAACUGAAGUGUUGAGGGCAUAGAAAAGAGCGAAGUGUGGACAGGGUG
Megalops cyprinoides (Indo-Pacific tarpon) is the source of this 3954-nucleotide messenger RNA. It is a transcript of the gene xrra1, whose product is annotated as X-ray radiation resistance associated 1. Gene Ontology annotation, cellular component: nucleus. The coding region runs from base 192 to 2336 and encodes 714 amino acids. The record is from RefSeq and is a predicted model, not a curated record. Gene Ontology annotation, molecular function: protein binding. NCBI's taxonomy places the organism in Eukaryota, Metazoa, Chordata, Actinopteri, Elopiformes, Megalopidae. The transcript has 16 exons.